UUCCAAUUCACAAUUUAGAUUUGAGAUGAAAUUCAAUUUUUAGAGGUUUUAAUUCAAAAAAUAAUAAUAAUGACUAACGAACGACAUUCAAAAUCUAAAUCUCCGUCAAAGUCACAUUCUGACGAUCAUCAUCGGCGUCGGCAUAGAGCUGAGGAAAGAUCAGACAGGGAUAGAGAGAAGCACAGAGACCGGGUUAAGGAUGAAGAAAGAGACAAAGAGAGAGAGAAAGAGAGAGACAAGGAAAGAGACAAGGAAAGAGAAAGAAAUAGGAAGAGAAGUAGGGAGAGGAGCAGAGAUAAAGAAAGAAAUGGCAGAGACAAAAGCAGAGAUAGGAAAAUUAAAAGACAUAGAUCAAAGACUCCUGAGCUGACUGAACCAACGAAACAAGAAGAGUUAAAACCGGAGGAGAUAGAGGGAAAUGAAGUGGCAGCUGAUUCUAAAAAACGAGUUCCGCUCUCGUUAGAAGAAAUAUUGGCAAAAAAGAAAGCUGAUCAAGAAGCAGAGAGCAAGCCGAAAUUUCUAACAAAAGAGGAACGGGCGAUGGAGGCCUUAAAGAGGAGGCAGGAGCAAGUGAACCAACAGAGGAAAGUGCAGGAGGAAGAGAGGAAGAAGCAGCAGAAUUUCAUCAAGGCGGCCAGGGAAUCUAUGGGAAUGGAUUUAUACGAGAGAGAGAGAAGGGAGAGAUGGGAACGAAGAGAAAGAGAGAGAACUGGAGAGGCCCCGGCCGAAGAAAGUGGACCCCUAGCUAAAGAAAAAUUGACCGAAAUGAAGGAAAAAGAAAAGGAGUUGGAUGCUGUCAAGGAAAGAUACCUGGGGAUGAUUAAGAAGAAGAAGCGAGUUCGUCGUCUGAAUGACCGAAAAUUUGUUUUUGAUUGGGACGCUGGCGAAGAUACGAGUACUGACUACAAUCCCAUAUACAAAGAUAAACACCAAGUUCAGUUUUUUGGCAGAGGCCACAUUGCUGGCAUAGAUAUAAAACAACAGAAGAAAGAGCAGUCUAAAUAUUAUUCUGACCUAUUAGAGAAGAGACGGACAGACGCUGAGAAAGACCAGGAAAAGACAAGAUUGAAGAAGGUAGCCACUAAGGAAGCCAAACAGAAAUGGGACGAUCGCCAUUGGUCAGAAAAGGCCUUGGAAGAAAUGACAGAACGUGAUUGGAGGAUAUUUAAAGAGGAUUACAAUAUUCAGACGAAAGGUGGGAAAAUUCCGAAUCCACUUAGAAAUUGGAAGGAGGCUAAUUUAUCCACAGAGUUAUCUGAUAUCAUUGAGAAAAUUGGUUACAAGGAUCCAACUCCCAUUCAAAGACAAGCUAUUCCGAUUGGUCUCCAGAAUCGUGACAUCAUCGGCGUGGCCGAAACCGGAAGUGGUAAGACGGCCGCAUUCCUUAUCCCACUGCUAGUCUGGAUUCUAACUCUGCCUAAAAUUGAAAGAUUCGAGGACGUGGAUUUGGGCCCGUACUCCAUCAUUUUGGCCCCUACUCGAGAGUUGGCCCAGCAGAUUGAAGAGGAGGCCGUCAAAUUCGGUGGCCCCCUAGGAAUAAGGACAGUCGCCAUCAUUGGAGGUAUCUCGAGAGAGGAGCAGGGUUUCAAAUUGAGACAGGGCUGUGAGAUCGUCAUAGCCACACCGGGAAGAUUGGUGGAUGUGUUGGAUAACAAGUACCUGGUACUGCAGAGGUGUACUUACGUGGUACUUGAUGAGGCUGACAAAAUGAUCAACAUGGGCUUCGAGCCAGACGUACAGAACAUACUCAAGUAUCUUCCUGUAUCCAAUCAGAAGCCUGAUAACGAGGAUGCAGAGGAUGAGGAAAAGUUAAAAGCGAACUUCAACACCAAAAAUAAGUUUAGACAGACCGUCAUGUUCACAGCCACCAUGCCAACAGCAGUUGAAAGGUUGGCACGAAGCUACCUAAGGAGGCCUGCCGUUGUCUACAUCGGCUCCAUUGGCAAACCAAUCGAAAGUGUAGAACAGAUUGUAUACAUGCUCUCUGAACAGGAGAAGAGAAAGAAGUUGUUGGCCAUCUUGAAUGAGGGCAUCGAACCACCAAUCAUCAUCUUCGUUAACCAGAAGAAAGGAGCUGAUGUCCUGGCUAAGUCUCUUGAGAAGAUGGGGUUCAGUGCUACGACCCUUCAUGGUGGCAAGGGGCAAGAGCAGAGAGAAUUCGCCCUGGCAAGUUUGAAAUCAGGCGGCAAACACAUCCUCGUGGCUACAGAUGUCGCCGGACGUGGUAUCGACAUCAAGGACGUUUCUCUCGUCAUCAAUUACGACAUGGCUAAAAAUAUCGAAGAUUACACCCAUCGUAUCGGUCGUACUGGCAGAGCAGGAAAACACGGAGUAGCCAUAUCAUUCGUAACAAAAGACGAUAGUUUGAUAUUUUACGAUUUAAAGCAAGUCCUAAUGGAGAGCACUAAUUCCUCGUGUCCACCGGAACUUGCCAACCAUCCGGACGCCCAGCAUAAACCAGGAACAGUGGUGCAAAAGAAGAGAAAGGAUGAGAUUCUCUUUAACGUGUGAUUGUCGUCAUUAGGCUUAUUAUUUGUUGUGUUAUUAUUUUUAUGGUUUUUUUGUGGAUAUAAUAAUUUUUUCUAUUGUAAUCGUUCUAAUUAUAGGAAGAGGAACUGUUUACAUUAAAUUUUGUUGACGAUAACCACGCACUGAUGCUUAUUCAAAACUUUCACGCACAUACAUACAAAAAAAUUUACAGCAUUUUUUUUAGAGACAAUUGAAUGAAUAAAUGUUUAAAAAAUGUG
Helobdella robusta is the source of this 2747-nucleotide messenger RNA. RefSeq lists its product as hypothetical. The record is from RefSeq and is a predicted model, not a curated record. Gene Ontology annotation, biological process: mRNA splicing, via spliceosome. Bases 70 to 2511 code for a protein of 813 amino acids. Gene Ontology annotation, molecular function: RNA binding; ATP binding; RNA helicase activity. NCBI's taxonomy places the organism in Eukaryota, Metazoa, Annelida, Clitellata, Rhynchobdellida, Glossiphoniidae. The transcript is spliced from 16 exons. Gene Ontology annotation, cellular component: catalytic step 2 spliceosome.